AUGAUUGGACAGCCUGAAGUUAUAACCAUUCUUAAUUCAAUAUCAAUAUUACUAACUAUGUUACCUACACUUAUAGGUGUGGGUAUUGGACUUAGUUUAGCUACAGAGGGUAUUUGUAAAUCAAUAGAAUAUGAUUUAGAUUUAACAUUUUCUAUUAUGCCAAUGGCAUUCACUUCUGCACCUGCAAUAUACUCAUUGCUUUUAUACUUUUUUAUGGAUUCAAAAAGCCCUAAAACACUUUCGGGUGCAAUUAAGUGUUUAGGUGGUUGUGCUAUUCAGGGAAUAGCUUGUGGUAGUUGUGGAUAUAUUAUGGGGAAUAUAGCUAGAAAUGCAGCUGUAGCAAGAGCUAAACAAAAGAAAUUUACUUCAAGUUACUUCUUAUUAUUAAUUUUUGGUGAAUUAGUUGGACUUUUAUCUUUAGUUUUAGGAAUGUUAAUUUUAUCAACAGCUAAAUAA
This is a messenger RNA of Hepatospora eriocheir, 456 nucleotides long. The record is from the annotation of a GenBank genome assembly. Lineage: Eukaryota; Fungi; Microsporidia; Hepatosporidae.